AUGCCGUGGACAGUUACCAAUUCAUUUAAGAGAGGACUUAUGAAAACUUACGGACGACCAACAUGGCGCGUCUAUGACGAUGAGCGCGCCGCGAAGAAAAGACGCGUGGAUGAGUCUGAUGAAGCUGAGGCCAACCUACAAUAUGCCAUCCGCGAGUCUUCAGCCGCCGUGCUGUCGAGUCCGUCGCGUCGCAACUCCCUGUUAUCGGAAGGCACGCUCGAUGAUAUUGACGAUCUCACCACACCCCCAUCCUCGCCACCUCCACGGUUAACUCCACCCCCAGCAAAUACCCGCAAACCGACAUUUGCCUUUCUCAAGCGCAAGCACAAGGAAAUCACCGCCGGAUCGCCCUUGACAGAGGUUAAUUCGAAUAGCGUACGCGCAUCCGCGGACCCACCCAAGCAGAAAGGUCAGAAACAACCCGUGAUGCGCCAGAUGCAGAUCGACCUGGGAAAUGAUACACGAAAGACCUGUGCUACCUGUGGCAUGGAAUAUAUCCCGUCCAAUACAGAGGAUGCGGCACUGCAUAAAAAGUUCCACGAGAUGAAUGCGACUGGGAUCGACCUGGGCAAGGCAUUUAUGCGUGCGAACGCCUCACGCUGGGUUUACGAAGCGACUCGAUUCGACGAGGGGUAUGUGGUAAUUGUGGACCGCAAGGCGUCGCCUAGCGCCAAGAGCCAGGCGAAGAAGGUUCUCGAAGUUGUCAAUAAAGAGCUCUCAUCACCGGAAAUCGAUGACGAGACCCUCUGGAGUCAAACGGAACCACCCAAACAUUUGCAGGAUGGUCCGACCGAGAAAGUAGAUCGCUACCGGGUCUUUCUACACAUGAAGGACAGCCGCUGUGUCGGGCUCUGUCUGACCGAGCGCAUCUGGGAAUCGCGACCGGUGGUAAAGGAAUCAAAUGGCGACGCGCAUAACGGCUCCUCUGUCUCGACGCGAGAUGAAAUCCGCCCGGCCAUUGUCGGUGUCUCUCGCAUCUGGACUUCCGGAUCUUCACGACGAAAGGGAAUCGCUUUAGAUCUCCUCGACUGCGUGGUCAUCAACUUUAUUUACGGGAUGGAAAUAACAAAGGGUCAAAUUGCAUUCAGCCAGCCCACGGAGAGUGGCAAUCGCCUGGCACAUAAGUUUUUCGAGGGUGAAGAGACAUGGCAUGUCUAUAACGAACGAAAUCCGGGCAAUCCCGCAGAUCCAUUGCCUACCAACUCGGGCACCUCUGUCCCUUUUGCGCCCUCCAAGCCUUUAUCCACUCCACCUAUAGCCCUGAACGGUCACCCCGGGAAGUCGUCCGUAUCGCUUGAACGCGAGGUAGAUGACUCGAGCUCCUCGGACGAAGAGACAAACCCAUUCAAUCUGGUGGUGUCUGCGACCGAUAGUGAGGAGGAAAUCAAUCGGUACAAGAGCCCAGCUCCCCAUGAGGAUGAUCGACCAGAAUAUCUUGGGUCAGCUCCACACCAAGCUCCAUCAGCAGAUGGAUCCCCAAUAUCACCCGACCACAACAUGCGGUCUGCAACAGCUGCAGAUAGCUCCUAUGCAGGACGUCCUGCAGCACGAUUGUCUUUAGAGCUUAACGCAAGCAGCUCCCUCGGCCGCACCAAAGACAAGAAGCCGCCGCCUCCGCCUAGGAGUCAUCACGGCCGCAGAAUCGGCUCUACAGCCACCGCGGAAUCCUCUCAGACCGCCCGGUCUCGGUCUGCUAAUCGCUUGUCAAUCCAUGGCUCCUCUGGGAAUGUGACGCCCGGUGCCUCCCAUCCCAGCUCAGUGUCUCUAUCAGCGGCGGCGGACUAUUUCUCGGCCCCCGGAGCGACAGGGUCGACGGACUCGCUUCAACGCAGCCAGUCUCAGCAUAAGCGUCCUCCGACGCCACCUCUCAGUCGACGGCACAGCCAGAUGCGGAGAUCCAAGUCUACACAGUCCAAAACUAGUAGCAGAUUAAAUAUUUCUUACGACUCGGAGAGCAAUGAUAGCUCUCAGCCUCCCAGUCCGGGCCCUUCCAGUCGGGCUAUGGCAAACAAGAGAAUUAGCAUGCCUCCCCCAUCAUCGGGAGACUUCCAGGCGACUGCUCCGUUGGGAGAUACCUCGUUGAACCUGUCUCCCCCACUAACUCCAGACCAUCAUCACUGA
This is a messenger RNA of Penicillium crustosum, 2121 nucleotides long. Its product is annotated as ESCO family N-acetyltransferase. The transcript is spliced from 4 exons. Gene Ontology annotation, molecular function: protein-lysine-acetyltransferase activity. Lineage: Eukaryota; Fungi; Ascomycota; Eurotiomycetes; Eurotiales; Aspergillaceae. The record is from RefSeq and is a predicted model, not a curated record. Gene Ontology annotation, cellular component: nucleus; chromatin. Gene Ontology annotation, biological process: mitotic sister chromatid cohesion. The coding region runs from base 1 to 2121 and encodes 706 amino acids.